Haliotis rufescens (red abalone) is the source of this 595-nucleotide messenger RNA. RefSeq lists its product as uncharacterized. The record is from RefSeq and is a predicted model, not a curated record. Bases 81 to 518 code for a protein of 145 amino acids. Lineage: Eukaryota; Metazoa; Mollusca; Gastropoda; Lepetellida; Haliotidae. The transcript is spliced from 3 exons.
GCGGCAGCGACCUUCAGCGAACGGAGGGUAAUUUUAGGUCAUUUUGGCUGCCUGCUUUGUGGACGUAGCUUGUCUUCAUCAUGAGGGCGUGUAUCGUCGCGGGGACGGCCUUGAUACUAGCAACAGUAGUGUUGUGUGACGUCACAAAGGUGAAGACGUCAGAGGUCGCUGAUGGUUCCCUUCCUGAUCACCUAGUUCGCUCUGUUGAAGCUGCAAAGGCGUUUCUCCGGAAGCGGAAGUCAACUGACGCCAUUGCGGGGGACCAGAAAAAGCGAGGCUGGGAGUUUGACGAUGACGAGGAGGAGGAGGAGGAGGAGGAGGAGGAGGAGGAUUGGGAUGUUAAUGGGAGGUACAUCGGGAGUAGAUACCGCUUCCGGACCCACUCAAGGUACCCCAGCAGGAUUAACCUUGGCAGGAUUAACCUUGGCAGGAUAAACUCAAGAUACCCUAACUAUGGUUACAAACGUCGCCAUGGCAACAGGCCUAACUACCGGUACCGAGGUAGAGGCAGGCGAUAGCUACCCAGUAGGUGGCGCUAUAAGCAAAGACGUCGUCCUGUUGGGUCACAUAUUCAGCAAUAAAUCGGUCGAAACUC